Molecule: messenger RNA, 1029 nt
Organism: Dentiscutata erythropus
Lineage: Eukaryota; Fungi; Glomeromycota; Glomeromycetes; Diversisporales; Gigasporaceae
Source: the annotation of a GenBank genome assembly
AUGUCAGCCAUCGCGACUAAAAUCGUUGAAAAAUACAAUCUCAACUCCAAGCUAAAUAUAUCCGAUCUCAGCAAAUAUACUUUAGAAUUUCUUGAGAACCUUACUGAUGAUAGAAAGCGGAAUCAAGCCAGAAGGCGUCUUCGGGAUGGCUUUAAAUUUAGCAGUGAACAGGUGAGUAUAUUGAUACCUAACCAGAGAAGUGAUAAAACUAAAACUAUAAAUUUUGUAACUUCUGAUAGAUAUCAAGAUCCUAUUUCAAUCCUGCAAGGAUUAAAGGAAGAAACUAUCGGAGAAAUGGCACAUCGAAUUAUGCGAGAUAAUCUCAGUGCUAGUGUUGUAAAAGCUGAAGCUCGUGCUUUAGCCAAUUCAGCGCCAAACGCCAAUGCUGGCUCAUUAUGUUUUUCCCGACUCCGAAGAGAACUAAAAAAUCUUGGCACUUUAUUCCAAAUAAUCGAAGCUACGAAAUUUCUUGAUAUUACAAAAGAUGCCAAUGAAAUUCAGAGAGAUCGACGUAAAUUUGUCAAGGCAUUCGAGAGAAUUGAUUAUCCAGACCACUUUACAUUAGAAUCAGUUAAGAAAAGAUUAGAUAAGUAUGAUAUUUCUAUCUUGCCCGAUUUACAAGCUCUCGCAGAUGUUAUGAUAAUGCUUUGUAUACGCCCCGCUGAACUUACAACUUUACGCAUUACAGAUGCCGGAGUAACAGGAUAUGCGAAGAAUCGGGGUCAACCAGAUAUACCUAGAAAAUUUAGAUCUAUGGAAAAGAACCAAGAACGUGACAGAGAAUUACUCACUUGGAUACAGUGUGCAAUAUCUUCUGGCCGAAUAGAUGAUCCAGGAGCAGUUUAUGCUGUAGUGACGAAUAGAGCGAAAAAUAUGGCCCACGCAUAUACAAUUGCUGGGGAAGCACUUUGGCAUUCUUGUGACAACCAUACUUCUCCAGUACAAAACUACGUCGUGGUAAACUACAGGAAGCGGAGACAAAAGCCUGAAGAAGCGAGACCAUUCCAUCUCUAUAAUGAUGAUAACUAA